Aspergillus bombycis is the source of this 1383-nucleotide messenger RNA. RefSeq lists its product as uncharacterized. Lineage: Eukaryota; Fungi; Ascomycota; Eurotiomycetes; Eurotiales; Aspergillaceae. Bases 1 to 1383 code for a protein of 460 amino acids. Gene Ontology annotation, cellular component: mitochondrion; cytoplasm; cytosol. Gene Ontology annotation, molecular function: ATP binding; tetrahydrofolylpolyglutamate synthase activity. The transcript has 4 exons. The record is from RefSeq and is a predicted model, not a curated record. Gene Ontology annotation, biological process: tetrahydrofolylpolyglutamate biosynthetic process.
AUGAACUCUCAUGAACUUCUCAGACGGUAUCGUAAGCCAUUUCCUUCCAAGGCGUCAUUUCAGACGUCCUCAAACGUGCCAAAUGCCUCCAGUUUGAAGGGUUCCGCACCUAUCGAUGGCAUGAAACCUUGGUUGUCAGGCCUGGGACAUGAUACUGGAGACAUUGAUCGCUUGAAUGUAAUUCAUGUUGCCGGAACGAAAGGCAAAGGCAGUACUUGUGCUUAUGUGGCGUCUUUCCUGCGAGAACAUGCAAGGAAUAAUAACAUCAAUCUGAAAGUCGGGCUCUACACCUCACCAAGCCUAUGGCCGCGUAAUAGAAUCUGGAUUGAUUCGCGACCUUUGCCAGAAGAUCUCCUUGUGAAACGCAUCCUCGAGGUCGAAAGGGGCCUGGCCUUUGAUCUAGGCUCUUCUUAUCAUCUGAAGUCUCCAGGAUUUCUGCAAAUGAUGGCCAUUGUAUCUUUUCACACUUUCAUUGAGGAAGGUGUUGAUGUUGUGAUUUGCGAGGCUCAUCAUGGUGGAGAGUUUGACGCAACCAAUUUUAUUGAUCAUCCUGCCAUUACAGCCAUUACGAAGAUUGGCAUGGAUCAUGUCGAGAAUUUAGGAGGGUCCAUCAAGAACAUUGCCUGGCACAAAGGUGGGAUUUUUAAGAAAGAUGUUCUCGGUCUUUCAGUUUCCCAGGCUCCAGAGGCUGAAAUGGAGUUGGCAGACCGGGCUAGAGAGAAAGGAGGCCGCCUUAAGUUCAUCAAAUACCCUGAAUGCACUCUAUCUCACUUUAUCAACGGCGAGACCUUUGACAGUAUACCAGUUGAACAACGGGAAAACUGUGCACUCGCCACGCAAAUCACUCACGAGUUUCUUCGAUUGCGUGGUCAAUCACUCACCGAACAGGACAUCCGAGCAGGCAUUGAGGUGUAUAGUUGGCCCGGACGCUUUGACAUUAUCGAUUGUGUCGGCUGCACGUGGUAUUUAGAUGGUGCCCACAAUGAAACGAGCAUGGAGAUAGCUGCGACGUGGUACGAACGGGUUGUAAACACCGACUCGGUACGGACUCUCAUGUUUGCUAAUUUUUCACCGCCACGGACGCGUGACUGGGCGCGAAUAUUAGAAGUUCUUGGAAAUUCUUUGACUUCUGGUGUUCAGAGGGUUAUCUUUGUCCAACAAAUUGAAUACGACGUUCAUUUUACUGUCACGGACGAGCGGCUAGGAAACUAUGUUAAGCUGUGGAGACAAAAAUGGCCGUCAACCUCUAUCUACACCGUAUUCAAUGUUGGGGAUGGUAUCAGUCUAGUCAAGAGUUUUGGUACAAGUGCGCAUGUCUUGGUCACAGGAAGCUUGUACUUGGUAGAAGCUGCCUUAGAAAUGCUCAAAGGCCAGCGUUUCUAG